AUGCAACCAUUAUCUGAAAGCACUUCAUCGAGUCUAUGCCCACAAUUGUCAUCAAGUUCACAAGGGGGGUGUACAAUAGUAUCGAAUGCUCGACGAGCCAAUGACUCCGAAAUAACUACAAUCGGUCACCGUUAUGAGGAUGCGAGACACUUCAAGGAUGCUUUGUCUGACUUUGCCAUCAGGUGCAAUUUCAACUAUAGGUUCAUAAAAAACGAUAAAGAGAGAGUCACCGUGGUUUGUGCCGCUGAGGGAUGUCAAUGGCAUAUCCAUGCCUCCCAGGAAGGUAACCUUGCCACUUUCAGAAUCAAAACAUCGCAUGAUGUACAUUCAUGUGGUGGUGGUAUUAGUUCAGCAUCACACCCGAAAGCUUCCAAAAAAUGGGUUAGCAGGAAAGUAAUUCAAAAACUCCGUGACCAUGGCGUUCGGCUACCAUACAAACAAGCUUGGAGGGGUAAAGAAUUAGCUCGAGGUAUUCUACACGGAUGUGAUAAAGCUAGCUAUGAUCUGUUGUUGUGGUACGCAAGUAAGGUAACUGAAACCAAUCCCGACAGCAUCGUUCUAAUUGAGAAAGAUGGUGAGCGGUUUAGACUGGGAUUUUUUUGCUUCCAAGCUUCCCUGGAUGGUUUUAGGAUGGGAUGUAGGCCCAUGUUAUUUCUUGACGGUACUCAUUUAUUGGGGAGAUACGGCGGUAUUCUAUUAGGAGCGACCGGGAAAGAUGGUAAUGAGGGGUUCUUUCAACUAGCAUUUGCCAUCGUGGACAAUGAGACAGAUGAUAAUUGGACAUGGUUCAUAUUAAAAUUGGGUGAUGCACUCUAUGGCGAUGACGAAUACCAUGAUAUUAUUACAUUCAUUUCAGAUCGGUCCAAGGGCCUUGUCAAUGGUGUUUCCAAGGUGUUUCCAUCUGCCACACAUGGUUAUUGCUUAUGCCAUCUUCAGGCUAACUUCCUUAAAUCAAAUAGCCAGUUAGGGAAAAUAUUAAAAGAUGAGUGCUGGAGGUUGAUAGCCAAUGUCGCAUACGCAUGUACAUCGACAGAAUUCGACGCUGCCACAAAUGAAUUGCAACAAAUGUCAUCAGAAGCACAUAGUUCGCUGCUUCACAAGUUAGAUGUAUCACAUUGGUCCAACUACUUGUUCAUAGGUCGACGAUGGGGAGAGAUGUACUCAAAUGUUGCUGAGUGGUUCAACUCCUGGAUUAGGGAAGCACGUCACUUGCCAAUAUGUAACAUAGUGGAUUCUAUCAGGUUCAAGAUGAUGAACAUGAUGUGCGAUCGACGUGAACAUUGCCAGACGUGGGACACUUACCUUUACCCCACUAUCCAUAAGAAGAUUGAGGACGUAGUUGAGGAGAGCAGGGCUUUGGUCAUAGGUCGCUCGGAUGGGGAACAUUUUGAAGUGAUUGAUAACCAAAUGUGCACCGCUUCAUUGAAAGAUACGACACUGUCAACUUAUUUCAGAAGGCUUAUGCCAAUCAGAUUUUCCCUAUUCCAGAUUAUGAUAAACCAUGGGAUGACAACUGCGUGCUCCAACUUCGGCCACCCAUUGCCAAGAAAAGGCCAGGCAGGCCGAGACGUCGAAGGAUUGAGUCACAAGCAUUUGGCGUACGAGAAUUACGAUGCAGCCGAUGGCAACAAGUUGGCCAUAAUAGGGCUACUUGUAACGAGGUUAUCGCAGACUGAAUUUUGGGCUUUUAUGUAUUUUGCUUGA
Molecule: messenger RNA, 1704 nt
Organism: Dioscorea cayenensis subsp. rotundata (Guinea yam)
Lineage: Eukaryota; Viridiplantae; Streptophyta; Magnoliopsida; Dioscoreales; Dioscoreaceae
Exons: 2
Coding region: 1-1704 (567 amino acids)
Source: RefSeq, a predicted model, not a curated record